UGAACUGGGACAGGGCUUUGUACAAGCAGGUGGGAGAGCCAGUCUUUUUCUUUCCCUUUUGCUAUGUUUGAAGGAUAAGUUGUGUGCAACUCAGUUUUCCUAGGAUAUGGGAUGCUCUUGGGUAUAGUGACAAGAGAAAGCUUGUCCUAAGACAUGCCAGGCUUGGCACGAGCUUUUGCAGGCUCCUUCUGGAUUAUUAUAUGCUAAAAGACUACUUCGUUUGGCUUCCUUUUUUUUUUCCCCCAUUCUGUGUUCUGGCUGUGAUCCAGUCUGCGUUUUCCCCCUUUCAUUCAUGCCACCAUUUCUUGUCACUAUUUAUGAUUCAGUAUUAAAUAAAAGCAAAUAAGUAAUCGAUGAUUCCUGAAUUGCUUUUUAGAGGGCUCAGCUGAAUAGUGUCAGUUUUGUCUUGCUUGUCACACCUGGAGAAUGUGCAUAUGGAAUUUGAAUACCUUGUGUUUGGGAAAGGGGCUGCGUAGUGAAGGAGAUUGUCCCCACUACUGACCCCCAAAGUCUGCUAAGCCCCCAUUCUCUACUGAUUGGUACAACUGAGUGUGAAGCAGAAAAUCUGCUGUUGGUUCUGUAUUUGGUACUAAGAACGUGCCCUCCUGUUGGUGUUUAUCCCUGUGAGUUUAAAACUAUUUGGAAUGAAUUUGAACAGUGUUUGAGUAUUUAAUAACAAGGAAACAUGGGAAUCUGCUUUGGUUUGGGCUGAAGAUACGUGUAUUGUGUAACCUACCUGCAAAUACUUUAUUUUUGUAACUUACAGCUCCGUGGAAGGUAGGUAGAAGUACCCAGAUGGAUUUGUCCCUGGACAUGGGUGCUGCUGUUCACUUGACUGGUGGUCUGGAUUUAAGUGAGAAAUGACUUGCUGAAAUUGGUGGAAGCAGGGGAAGAGCAGUAUGUGUUAGUUUGUAGCAUAAUAAUUUUAAUAUAAUCUAAUAUUCCUCCAGAGUGCUUGACACUCACAGCAAGUAGUGCUGUGCUGCUGAUAAAAAUAGAUUGGACUUAUUCUGACCUUCUAAAAAUGCCCUUAAUACAGUAGCACAGGCUUUGCCUGAGAACAUCUGACUUUUAAUUCUGAUUGUGAAGUCAAGUGAGGUAAGUAGAAUUUGGAUUGACUGUAAAUGUCUUAGCCACUUAGCAAAUCCUCUUGAAGAACCUUACUUGCUUGCCACCUGCUUUUUCCUGAGGAUGUGUGGGAUGCUGAUCUACUGGCAGGUUAUGAGGUGACCUGCCUCGGCCUUGCAGCCUCUCCCACCUCUGGUUUGGUACCCAGGAAUCCUCUCCCUGGCACCAAAACUCUGCCUCUGAAAACACAUUGCUUAAACUGCUUACAGGGUAGAACAGUCCUGUUUUCAGUCGACCAAAGAAAUGGUGAUGGAGAAGCCAAGUCCCCUGCUGGUCGGGCGGGAAUUCGUGAGGCAGUACUAUACCCUGCUGAACCAAGCACCUGACUAUUUGCACAGGUUUUAUGGAAAGAACUCUUCCUAUGUCCACGGUGGCUUGGAUUCCAAUGGAAAACCAGCUGACGCAGUCUAUGGGCAAUCUGAUAUCCACAAGAAGGUGCUGUCACUAAACUUCAAGGAUUGCCACACAAAGAUCCGUCACGUGGACGCCCACGCCACCCUCAACGAUGGUGUGGUGGUGCAGGUGAUGGGGGAGCUCUCCAAUAACAUGCAGCCCGUGCGCAGGUUCAUGCAGACCUUCGUGCUCGCUCCUGAGGGCUCUGUUGCAAACAAGUUCUAUGUCCACAACGAUAUCUUCCGCUACCAGGACGAGGUUUUUGGGGACUCUGAUACUGAGCCUCCAGAGGAAUCAGAGGAGGAAGGGGAGGAACCUGAGGAAAGACAGCAGACACCUGAGGCUGUUCCUGAUGAUAGUGGUGCUUAUUAUGAGCAGGCUGUCAGCAAUGACAUUGAGGAACACCUGGAAGAGACAGCUGCAGAGGCAGAGCCUGAGCCAGAGGCAGAACCUGAACAGGAACCUGAACCAGAGGUGCAGGAAGAAAAGUCUGAGCCAGUAUUAGAGGAAUCUGCUCCAGAAGAGACUGUGGAAAAGAGUCCUUCUCCAGCUCCUGCUGAUCCAGCUCCUGCAGUGCAAGAGGACUCCAGGACAUUUUCCUGGGCAUCAGUAACCAGCAAGAACCUUCCUCCCAGUGGGGCUGUCCCAGUAUCAGGAAUACCACCUCAUGUUGUGAAAGUACCGGUCUCGCAGCCCCGCCCUGAGGCAAAGCCUGAAUCUCAGACCCCCCCUCAGAGACCUCAGAGGGAUCAGCGAGUGAGGGAGCAGCGAACGAGCAUCCCACCUCAGCGGGGUCCCAGGCCAAUUCGCGAGGGUGAACAAGGCGAUGUGGAAACCAGGCGGAUUGUGAGAUACCCAGACAGUCACCAGCUGUUUGUUGGGAACCUUCCCCAUGAUGUGGACAAAUCCGAACUUAAAGACUUUUUCCAAAAACUUGGCUUUUCUCUUGCAGGCUAUGGCAAUGUUGUUGAACUCCGCAUCAACAGCGGUGGAAAGCUCCCUAAUUUUGGGUUUGUGGUGUUUGAUGAUCCUGAGCCUGUUCAGAAGAUCCUUAGCAACAGGCCCAUCAUGUUCAGGGGAGAGGUGCGCCUGAACGUGGAGGAGAAGAAAACACGAGCUGCCAGGGAGGGUGACCGCCGAGAUAACAGACCUCGUGGACCUGGAGGCACUCGUGGGGGGCUGGGAGGUGGGAUUCGAGGGCCUCCACGUGGAGGAAUGUCCCAGAAGCCAGGAUUUGGAGCUGGAAGGGGGAUCGGGCAACGCCAGUGAAUUCAUCGCAGAUGUUGACAUGGUGGCGCAAACCCUUUUUCCUGCAGAUUUGUGAAUUUCAGCCUUGGGUAUCUUGGAAUGUGGCCCUAGCCUGUUAUAGACUGCUACGUUUGAUACUAUUUUGGCCCCUUUUUGUUUGUGUUAUGGUUAUGUGAUUUAUUUUUUUCUAGUCCUUGUCCCAGAUUCCAGCUUUGUGGAACAACGUUUUAGGAAAAGUGGAUUUUAAAAAGAAAAGAACUGAAUUUUCUUCUUCACCUCAAACUUACGGACUGGUUUUUGGUUUUUUUGGUACCAGUGGUUUUUCCUAAAGGAAUGUCUUCUUUCUUUUAUUUUUUUUCCUCCCCUCUUUCUAAUGAAUUUGGGUGCAGUCAGCGGAAUAAUAUUUCACGUGCAUGCGUUCAAGAGCCUGUAGGAAAACAUAGUUCUUGGCAAGUAUUCCAAGGGCAGAAAAGCAAAACUCUUGGUGUUUCUUUGAGGGUCAUACGAACAUCCUCCGGUCUGGAGACAUUGCCACUUGAAAAAAAUUGACUUUCACCUUUCUCUCUGUGGCGCUGUAAAAGUGGAAUAAUGGGUAUCCGUAGAAUCUCUUUUCCUUUUGAUACAUGAUCACAGCAAGGAAUUCGAACUUCUGUUUUACCACUUUGAAAUUUUGGAUUGUGGGAUAGGUUUUAAAUGUCUAGAACUUGACUCUUCAAACACUUUUCCUGAACUUGUGAAAUUUUUUAUUGAAAUAGGGAGUUUUUUUCAUGUUUAGUUUGUAUUUGUAUAAAAAAAAGCAAAAUUGUUGUGCCUUCUAUUUAUCUCUCAUUCCAGUUUUGGCAAAUUGUUUAAAAAAAUAAAAUAAAAAAGGUCUAGAUUUGCUUUAUCAAGUCAAGAGUAUUUUGAAGUUUGUCCAAGGGGAAGAGGCUCUUCAGUCACUAGGUUUACAAGGUAGAGGUGGUUGUAGCUAAAGCUUUUAAUACCUUCUGUGCAUCACUUUGCAUUUAAAUUAUUGAAAACAAAUACUUCUUGGAUGCAGAAGUUAAUAACUUGAACUUGAAGUUGGGCAGGCCCUGUUGUAACUAUGGCAAAAUUACAAGCAAAGCAGAAAUACCUCUGUCACAUCCUUUACAUUUCCAGCUGCUGUAAGUAAUAAUUAUUUUUGCAGUACUUCAUUCCUUGCUUCAGACCUGAAGUGGAUAAGAAGGAAUUUUUGUCAGAAGUAUGGAAGGUGCUUGUCUGUCCUGGUGUUAAGAUGUUGAACGCUCUCCACUGCCUCUGAAAGAAGAUGAAACUGAAAAUAAAAUACAAAACUGGGUAAUCUCAGUCCAAGAGAUCCUGUAAGACGGUGCUGCAUAAAGCAGUAUUUCUGUAACGCCUGGUGUUAAACAUCUGGAUAAAAAUGGUGGAUUUGUGUCUCCACUGGACCUGCAGGUCUCUUGGUAGCACAGUAGAGCUGUGUAGGAAGUUUGCUAAUCUGUGUCAGGUGUCACUGUUCCCAUGUUUCUUGGUUUAUGACUAUGACUGUGCAGAUGCAGUGUAUCAUCUCUGACCUGUGCUUGCUGUAAGCUCUGCAGCAGAGCUGCCCUCGGUAUUACCUGUCCCCAACAGUCAUGUUUUGCAUUUCCUUUGCCAGGCUUACUGGUUGAAACUGGUUGUACUAAAUGUUGCUGGAGUGUUGGUUUCUGUUUUAUUUUUCUCUUUGCAUUUGUUACACUGUUUGUCCCUUCCCUCCUUAAAACUGUGUCUCAGAUUGUCCUGCUUACCAUCUGUACCUGGAGACGUGAUACCUUGGUGAACUGGGGGAGUGAGAGUGUGAGCUGUGGUGUGCUCUCACAGCCAGCACUUGGGGAAAUUCUGCUGCUUCCUCUUGUGGUGGUAACUGGUAUUUUUUUCAAAAACAAAAGCUGUCUGCAUUUUUCCUAUCAGGAAUGCCUGUGAGGUGAAAGUAUGCAAUGGAGAUCUUUUACUGAACCCUGUCCUUGUCGUUUGUGAUAUGUUUUUUUUACCUUUGUUGGGUUCCUACUGUUCUUGAUGUUGAAUCCGAAGACUGCAGUAACAGGUUGCACUUCAGACUUAUCAAAGUGCUUUUAACAGAAGCUUUUAUAGCUCUUAACCAAAUCUGCAAAAGCAUCUGUAAGCUUGAACCCCCAUUUCUGUAGUGGGAGCUGGACAGUUCUGGCUCAUUGCUGCCUGAUUUGAAAGAAGAGUGUCAGUAAAGAAUUUUAAAGGGUGAUGAAGUGUGUGCUUGUUCUCAUAUGAAUCAUACUCAAUAUGUUGACCCAGAAAGUCGUGUUCUUGUCCCAAGAUGACAGGCAAAUAAAAAUAUUUACAUAAAAUUC
Molecule: messenger RNA, 5111 nt
Organism: Motacilla alba alba
Lineage: Eukaryota; Metazoa; Chordata; Aves; Passeriformes; Motacillidae
Gene: G3BP1
Product: G3BP stress granule assembly factor 1
Exons: 12
Coding region: 1372-2790 (472 amino acids)
Cellular component (GO): cytosol; ribonucleoprotein complex
Molecular function (GO): mRNA binding
Source: RefSeq, a predicted model, not a curated record